This is a messenger RNA of Podospora pseudopauciseta, 1555 nucleotides long. It is a transcript of the gene PDA1, whose product is annotated as alpha subunit of pyruvate dehydrogenase. Gene Ontology annotation, molecular function: pyruvate dehydrogenase (acetyl-transferring) activity. Bases 308 to 1555 code for a protein of 415 amino acids. NCBI's taxonomy places the organism in Eukaryota, Fungi, Ascomycota, Sordariomycetes, Sordariales, Podosporaceae. Gene Ontology annotation, cellular component: intracellular membrane-bounded organelle. The record is from RefSeq and is a predicted model, not a curated record. Gene Ontology annotation, biological process: pyruvate decarboxylation to acetyl-CoA. The transcript is spliced from 4 exons.
CCCCAACCAUGUCUGGCUUCGCUUAAACAAGGCUAGCGCGUAGAUUCUCAACAAGCAUCACCGCCCCCCAACGCCAAAAACUUGGGGGACCCAUUCCUUUUUUGCAGUGCUGCUGUGCUGUUGCUGGGCCCUGCUGUUGCUGAGAAGCUGCCACACCUACCUCUCCCACCCUAUCCAGCUCCCGACAUCGCGGUCCCUUCUCGCUUGGACCUGACCAUCCCUCUCCGUCCUCUUUUUUUUUUUCCCUUCACCUUCUUUUUCCCUUUUUUUUUCAUUGCGCAACCAACCCUACCCCCCAUCACACAAAAUGUUCUCGCGAGCCACCCGGUUAACAAGGACGCUGCCCGUCCGCGUUGCUGCUGCCCGCGCCAGCCCUGUCACGGCUUCGCUUGCCCGGAGGACCGUCACCACCAAUGCCGCUUCGGCGCAGGUUGACAAGAGCUCCGUCCCCCAGUCCGAAGAUGAGCCCUUCCAUGUCACCCUUUCCGACGAGAGCUUCGAGACGUACGAGCUCGACCCCCCACCUUACCAGCUUGAGGUUACCAAGAAGCAGUUGAAGCAGAUGUAUAAGGAUAUGGUUGUCGUCAGACAAAUGGAGAUGGCUGCCGACAGACUAUACAAGGAGAAGAAGAUUCGGGGUUUCUGCCACCUCUCCACCGGUCAGGAGGCCGUCGCCGUCGGUAUUGAGCAUGCGAUCAACAAGUCGGACGAUGUCAUCACCUCUUACAGAUGCCACGGUUUCGCCUAUAUGAGAGGCGGCACUGUGCGCUCCAUCAUUGGCGAGCUUCUUGGUCGCCGUGAGGGUAUUGCGUACGGCAAGGGCGGUUCUAUGCACAUGUUCGCCAAGGGCUUUUAUGGCGGCAACGGCAUUGUCGGCGCUCAGGUGCCUGUCGGUGCCGGGUUGGCUUUUGCCCAGAAGUAUACCGGUGGCAAGAAGGCUACUGUUAUCCUGUAUGGUGAUGGUGCUUCCAACCAGGGUCAGGUGUUUGAGGCUUUCAACAUGGCCAAGCUUUGGAAGUUGCCCGCCCUUUUCGGGUGCGAGAACAACAAGUACGGUAUGGGUACCUCCGCUGCCCGCUCCUCCGCCCUGACCGAUUACUACAAGCGCGGCCAGUACAUCCCCGGUCUCAAGGUCAACGGCAUGGACGUCCUUGCGGUCAAGGCGGCCGUCCAGUACGGCAAGCAGUGGACUGAGGAGGACAAUGGUCCGUUGGUUCUCGAGUACGUGACCUACCGCUACGGUGGUCAUAGUAUGUCGGACCCCGGCACCACCUACCGCACCCGUGAGGAAAUUCAGCGUAUGCGGUCCACCAACGAUCCCAUCGCCGGCCUCAAGCAGCACAUUCUCGACUGGGGCGUAGCCCAGGAGGACGAGCUCAAGAACAUCGACAAGGAGGCGCGCAGCUUCGUCAACGAGGAGGUGGCCGCCGCCGAGGCCAUGGCCGUCCCUGAGGCCACCCCCAAGAUCCUGUACGAGGACAUUUACGUCAGAGGCUCCGAGCCCGAUUUCAUCCGUGGCCGCAUCCUGGAUGAGAACUACUACUUCAAGCAGUAA